Oryzias melastigma (Indian medaka) is the source of this 4187-nucleotide messenger RNA. RefSeq names its product USO1 vesicle transport factor (gene uso1). Gene Ontology annotation, cellular component: Golgi stack; cytoplasm; Golgi membrane. Lineage: Eukaryota; Metazoa; Chordata; Actinopteri; Beloniformes; Adrianichthyidae. The record is from RefSeq and is a predicted model, not a curated record. Gene Ontology annotation, biological process: intracellular protein transport; endoplasmic reticulum to Golgi vesicle-mediated transport; transcytosis. Gene Ontology annotation, molecular function: protein binding. Bases 328 to 3192 code for a protein of 954 amino acids. The transcript is spliced from 26 exons.
GGUAGAUUCAUUGGUGUUUGAUUUUAUACUCACAGCGACCUCUACAGUUCACGUGACAAAAAGAAAUAGUCCUCUGUCCCUUUAAGAAAACUGAUCACUCAUCUGCUGGUGAGCCACGUCUCGCCUAGUUCGUGCGCAUGCGCGUCCAUCUCACAUCCGGGGUUGGUGGCUGUACAUAGUGUAAAAACAAUUCUUUACACUGUCUCAUUAUUUGUUCUUUUUUUUCUUUUUACACUUUUCACUCGUACCACGGAGACAGUGGUCGGAGUUUCUUUUUAAACAAAAAGCGUCUGGUCUGAAGUCUUCUCUUAGAGGACGCCGGUUAAGAUGAACUUUCUCAGGGGAGUGAUGGGAGGGCAGGCUGCCGGGCCGCAGCCCACAGGAGCUGAAACGAUUCAGAAGUUGUGUGACAGGGUUGCUUCCUCCACACUUCUGGAAGACCGGAGGGACGCUGUCCGGGCCCUCAAAGCCCUUUCUAAGAAAUACCGCAUGGAAGUUGGCACACAGGCCAUGGAUCACCUGGUUACCAUACUGCAGACUGACAGAUCUGACUCUGAAAUCCUUGGCUAUUCUUUGGACACACUCUACAACAUCAUCUGCAAUGAUGAGGAAGAAGAACAAGAUGAAUCAGAAGACGAGAAUACCCAGAAGCAGACGGACGACCUCGGCGCCCUGUUUACAGAGAAGUUCAUUCAAGAUCCCGAGCGCAUCACGCUGCUCCUCACCCUUCUGGAGGAGUUCGACUUUCACGUGCGUUGGCCUGCGGUGAAACUGCUGACAGCUCUUUUGAAGAGUCAGGGCACCCAAGUGCAAGGCAUCAUUCUCGUCAGCCCCAUGGGUGUUUCCAGAUUAAUGGACCUGUUAGCAGACUCCAGAGAAGUAAUUCGCAAUGACGGCUUGCUGCUACUCCAGCAGCUGACCAAAGGCAACGCAGCCAUUCAGAAAAUUGUGGCCUUUGAGAACGCCUUUGAGCGCCUCUUAGAUAUCAUCACGGAGGAGGGCAGCAGCGAUGGAGGUAUUGUGGUGGAGGAUUGUUUGUUGUUGCUGCUCAACCUGCUAAAGAACAACAGCUCUAACCAGAACUUCUUUAAGGAGGGCUCUUACAUCCAGAGAAUGAAGCCCUGGUUUGAGGUUGGGGAUGAUAACUCUGGCUGGUCUGCACAGAAGGUCACCAACCUCCACCUCAUGCUGCAGCUGGUGCGAGUGAUGGUUUCACCAGUGAACUCCCCUGGAGCGACAGCGAGCUGUCAGAAGUGCAUGUUCCAGUGCGGCCUGUUGCAACAGUUGUGCACCAUCCUCAUGGCCACCGGUGUGCCCGCUGAUAUCCUAACAGAGACUAUAAACACCGUUUCAGAAGUGAUCAGGGGGUCACAGAUCAACCAGGAUUACUUUGCGUCCGUCAACGCCCCUUCAAACCCUCCACGACCAGCCAUCGUGGUGCUGCUCAUGUCCAUGGUGAAUGAGAGGCAGCCGUUUGUGCUUCGCUGUGCAGUCCUUUACUGUUUCCAGUGUUUCCUCUACAAAAACCAGAAGGGUCAGGGGGAGAUCGUGGCUACACUACUUCCCUCAACCAUCGAUGCCAACUCUAUCUCAGCCGGCCAGCUCCUGUGUGGAGGUUUGUUCUCAGCAGACUCUCUGUCUAACUGGUGUGCGGCCGUGGCCCUGGCCCAUGCUCUCCAGGAUAACCUCACUCAGAAGGAGCAGCUGCUCCGAGUUCAGCUUGCCACCAGCCUGGGCAAACCCCCCGUGUCCCUGCUGCAGCAGUGCACCAACAUUCUGUCCCAGGGUGAUAAGAUCGUCCGGCGGGGCAGCAAAGUUCAGACCAGGGUGGGCCUCCUGAUGCUGUUGUGCACAUGGAUCAGCAACUGUCCCAUUGCUGUCACGCACUUCCUGCACAACCAGGAUAAUGUUCCCUUUCUGACGGCUCAGAUCUCUGAGAACCUGGGAGAAGACGAGAGGCUGGUUCAGGGCCUUUGUGCGCUGCUGCUCGGCAUCUGUAUCUAUUAUAAUGAUAACUCACUGGAAAACUACACCAAGGAGAAGCUAAAGCAGCUGAUUGAGAAGCGCAUCGGAAAGGAAAACUUUGUGGAGAAGCUGGGCUUCAUCACCAAACAUGAGCUGUAUUCGCGGGCGGCCUUGAAGCCACAGCCCGUCUUCCCGUCGCCGGAGCAGAUGCUGUUCGACCACGAGUUCACCAAGCUGGUCAAAGACCUGGAGGGUGUGAUCACCAAAGCGGUUCACAAGUCCAGUGAGGAGGAGAAAAAGGAGGAGGAGGUGAAGAAGACGCUGGAGCAGCACGACAACAUCGUAACUCAAUACAAGGAGCUGAUCAGAGAACAAGAUGCUCAGAUCCAGGAGUUGAAGGAGCAGGUAGCAUCUCUGUCCUCCCAGAACGAGCAGAUGCAGGCUACGGUCACACAGCAGCUGUCCCAGAUCCAGCAGCACAAAGACCAGUACAACAUCCUCAAGCUGAAACUGGGUAAGGAGAGCCAGAGUCAGUCCAGCAGCAGUCAGGGGGACAGCUCUCAGGUGAACGGGCUGCAGACUGAGGAGCUCUCUCAGCUCCGAGAAGAGCUGGACGAACUCCGGAAGCAGCACGCAGUCCUACAGACGCAGCUCGCCGAACGAGACGCACUCAUCACCACCCUGCAGUCGAGCUCCCAGACGACAGAGAGCCCAGCAGGAGGAUCAGACAACACAGAGCUGCAGCAGGAACUGGAGGCUUUAAGGAGUCAGGUUCAGUCCCAGUCCUUAGAAAUCAGUCAUCUAAAGACGGAGAGACAGGAGCUGCUCAGAAGAGCAGAAGCUGAGUCAUCUAACGCAGCAUCCCCCAGCGACGGCUCAUUAGACGCCAGUGCAGUAGCAGAACUUGAGAACAGACUGGCAGCACAAACAUCUGAGACAGAGAAGAUGAAGAGAAGCGUGGUUGAGCUGGAGCAGCAGCUGGCUGCAGCCACAAGCACGGCGGCGAUCCUGCAGACAGAGAAGGAGAAGCUGCAGUCUGAGGUCCAGGAGUCCAAGAAGGAGCAGGACGACUUGCUGAUGCUGCUGGCAGACCAAGACCAGAAGAUCCACAGCCUCAAGAAGAGACUCAAGGACCUGGGACAAAUGGUGGAAGAUGAAGACGACCUCGACACCAAGGAUCAGACAUCAGAUGAUGACGAUGAUGAGGACGAGGAUGAAGAUGAGUAAUAACAGAAAAUGGAGAGGAAGAAAAGACUCAUCAGAAGAAACUGAACACUACACAUGGAAGCAGUUUCUUUCCCAGCUGCCACAUUGUCUUCAUUUUUCUUUGUUUUGGCGCAUUACAUGCACUUGUUUAUUUUUAUUUUUUUUGUUCAAGUUAAAGUUUGCCAACAGUUCCAUUUUCAGUGCAGUUUAGACAUUUCAGUGCAUUCAUCUCAUCGACUUUAUUUGGUUUUGGACUUCACAAGUUUUGUGUUUAUUAUAAAAAAUAUGUAAAUGAGCUAAAGUGUUCAUUUGAACACAUGAGUUGUCUGAAAACACAGAGGAGUCUCCAUUUAGAGCAUUGAGUGCAGGUAUGAGCUGAGAUUAGAAAAAGUGACAAAUGUGCUGGUGAGGAUUACCUGCGACACUCUUCAUCCUGGAUUCGUCCUUCCUCGCUGUCGGGUUAAAGUUCGCAUUCCAACCCAUAGAGUUGUUGUGUUCCACUGUCAUGGCUCAGGCCAGCCGCUCUGCAAUAUGCUGCAAAACACCGACCAGAACAUGACCCGUCAGAGAAAUUCUUUUUGCAGCGUUCUGUUCAGUACUGGUAUCCAGCUUCUGUAUGAUAUUGUGUAACUUAUCAAUCUACGAGCCACCUUGAAAUGAAUAAAAUAAUCUAAAUGUGGGCCGUAUAGAGGAAUAUUUGUUAAUUAAAUUUUAAUAAAUCCACUGUGAGACUUGUCUUUUGAAUUUACUGUGUUGAUUUAAGAUGAUAAAGUCAGUGCAUAUCUAUUAAUAGUACAUUUUAUGCUUUAAUUUUCUUUAAAAACAAAUGUUGCAAUGAAAAAAACCUAAUACCUCAUAUGUUUUAUUGUGGAAUUUGCUAUUUUCAAAAACGUAUUCUAAUAGGGUAUGGCCUUUAUGUAUAAAAUAAUUUACAUUUUUGGAUUUAUUGUUUUAAUGCAGCUUAUUAUUAGUUACUAAAAAGUAGUUGCACGUGCUUGUAGUGGGAAAAAAAAAAA